This is a messenger RNA of Trachemys scripta elegans, 2878 nucleotides long. RefSeq names its product MyoD family inhibitor (gene MDFI). The transcript is spliced from 5 exons. Lineage: Eukaryota; Metazoa; Chordata; Testudines; Emydidae. The record is from RefSeq and is a predicted model, not a curated record. Bases 400 to 1239 code for a protein of 279 amino acids.
GGUAAUCAGCCCUGAAUGCAAUUUCCUGUGUGAGAGACGGGAGGCAGAGCUUACAGUCUGGAGAUAGACUGCACAAACUUGUCCAGUUGUAACCUAACACUGCCCUGAAGAAAGAGCUGCAAAGAUAAAGACGUGAAGUGUCCUCUUUAUUUGAAAGUGCAGGACAGUCCUGGCAGGGACAAGGCACCAGGAAGGGCAUUUUUAAGGAAUAUGUAAAGAUAAAGGAAGAAAGAAAGACAAGCUGAAGAAAUCUAGUUGAAGAGGGCUGGAGGAGUGGGGUGUUUGGAGAAGGGAGCAGCUGCAGAGACCUGAAGGAGACCUUCAUAUGGAGAGGACGAUAGGAUGACACUCCACUUGUGGGAGCUCCAUUAAAGUGUAAACAAAAAAAGUCCCAGUCAGAUGUCCCAGCUGAGAAGUGAUCUCUCAAGCCAUUCUGACUCACUCAAUGGAGACCCCGUGCCGGAUCAGACACCCUUCCUGCCCACUAGCACAGAUCAGGAGGAGAUCUCGUGCACUUCCUCCACGCAGAAUCCAGCGGUAGCACCGCCUGCUCUGUGCCACAUCCCAGCCCCUCACCCUCAGGCCCCAGCAACGGAGGAGAAAGAGAAACCGCCAGAUGACGACAAGUCCCUGAACUUCCUGGCAAAUGGAACAGCACCACCCAAAAGUGAGGCCACGUCAGAAUUCAUGGUCACUCCCGAAGCUGUGACACGCCAGCCCCAGGUGCGAACACCCCUGCGGGGUCUCCAGCCAUCCAGCCCCAUGGACUGCACCCCUCUGCUGCAGAACGGCGCCGGGCGUGUCCCGGACCCAGGCGGCACAAACCGAGAGGCCGGGAACGGCGUCCUGGGCUCGCUGCCCAGUUCUCAGAAGCCUCAUCGGAAGCUGCAGUCACACUACUCCAUCAACAGCCAGGGCAGCAAGAAGAGCAAAGGCAGCUCCAAAUCAGCCUCCUCUCAGAUCCCUGUGGAGGCGCAGCAAGAUUGCUGCGUCCACUGCAUCCUCUCCUGCCUCUUCUGCGAGUUCCUGACCCUCUGCAACAUUGUGCUGGACUGCGCCACCUGCGGCUCCUGCAGCUCCGAGGACUCCUGCAUCUGCUGCUGCUGCUGCGGCUCGGGGGAGUGCGCCGACUGCGACCUCCCCUGCGACAUGGACUGCGGCAUCGUGGAUGCCUGCUGCGAGUCCGCGGACUGCCUGGAGAUCUGCAUGGAGUGCUGUGGCCUGUGUUUCUCCUCCUGAAGCGGGGCGGGGGCGAGGAACCCAGAGCCAAAUCCCUCGCCCAGGCAUAAACUCGAGGGGACGGGGGUGGGGCAGGGGUGCCUUGGAUUGGGGAUCCACCCCCACCCCGCCACUCAUUUGGCUCUUAUUUUUCUUGACCUGCCCCGCGUCAUGUGUUCGGAGGAUCCUGCAGGUUUCCUGAGCCUUUGAGAGAGCCACACGGGAGAUGGAAAGGGCAGGAGUCCAGAGACCCCAGCAGAGCCGGUAACCUGAGGCUGGAAAGCACCUGGGGAUGGGAGUCCCCUCCUUAGAGCCAUGGGACAGCGGAAGAUUCGUUGGAUACCUGCAGGAUCCAAACUUUCUUUCUCUACCUCCCCCAGCGCUGUCCGGCUUGGGUAACCCCAAGCGGUUCACGGGGGAAUUGAGACAGCAGCGUGGCUGCUUCCUGCCACCUGAGCCGAGAGCAGGAGAGCAAGUCCUACGCAGAGACCCUGAGCUGCCUUGCUGGGCCAAAGAUCAGACAUGCACCGAGCCACCGGCUGUCUGAGGAAUCAGCGAAUGGUGCCACCCCACUGGCUGGCUGCUCCAGUGCCCUGCUGGCUGAUAGCUGGCAUGUUGUAGCAGCACGAGUGGCCCUUGGCUGGCAAAGAAAAGUGUACCAGGUGCACUGGUGCCAGCUGAUUGGCAGCUAUUGCAGGAGCAUCCAUGCUGCUAGUUCAAACUACGGCAAGGGCGUGGUGCCUGCUCGCUGGUAUUUUAGGCACAGGAGUGCCCGCUAGUUUGCAACUUGAAGGAAUAGGCUGAUGUCCCCUGGUCAGCAGUUAGAUAUCGUGAGCCCGCAGGGGGAUUGCAGCUGGCCUGCCAGCACCCAGAGUACAAAGACAGGACUUUUUCACAGAGGUCCCACAGGCCCGUCUAACCUCCCGCCCUGUGGACUCGGACGAUGGGGCCCAAGACGUGGCACAAAACGCAUGCACCGGCCUCAUCUCCCACCCCAGGCGGGAAGCGGUGGCUAUGGGCAGCAGGGUGUUGUGAGCUUCAGGGGGCUGGCCGGGGUGGGAGGUUGGAGAUCGAACGCCUUGGCCUCCCUUUGCCGUUGGAAGUGGCUUCCCCGCCCCCUUCUCGGUGCUGAGGAAGACAGGCAAGUGCAAUAAACCCAGCCGGCUGCUCCCUUGUGACCCCAGCACUUGGGCUAUCGCAUGCGAGUGUGCGUGCGCGCGCACGCAUGCUCACACACACACUUGCAUGGAGCCUUUUCCUUAACUGCCCCUGUGAUGGCUGACAAAGGAUGCCCAGAAAAGCCUUCCCCGCAGAGAAGCUGCGUGUCCAUGCACAAAUUGGUGGAGAGAGGAGAUUCCAGACUCUCCUUGUUGUGAAACGCCUUCUUUCCUGGCCUUCUUGUUACAGGGGAAGGACAGAGCUCUCCAGGCCUGACUUGAAGGUGCAAGCCACGCAGCAGUUGGACACUGCGCCUGCUCGGAAGGCCUCCGGAGGGCCAGUGGCUCCAGCUCUCUCUCCCCCGACCUAUACCGGCCUACCCUGCUUGGGCCUUCAACUGCAGGGCAGGGAGGAAAUGCGCCCUGCAAAGGCUGGGUGGGGGGUUGUGAGGUUUUGUCUGUUUGAUUUGUUACUGUAAAUAAAGAUCUUCCUGCAUUUCUGA